Messenger RNA from Cucurbitaria berberidis CBS 394.84, 1080 nucleotides. RefSeq lists its product as uncharacterized. Lineage: Eukaryota; Fungi; Ascomycota; Dothideomycetes; Pleosporales; Cucurbitariaceae. The transcript has a single exon. The record is from RefSeq and is a predicted model, not a curated record. Bases 11 to 784 code for a protein of 257 amino acids.
GGCUCCCCCGAUGCCACAGACAUUUGCUCCGCCUGCACCGCGUUAUUAUUCGAAUCCAGCGCACUUCCACGACAGUGUCCCAUUGAGUCACUUCUCCAACUCGAUGACUGGAAGGCCUGUGCCAACUACCCGUUCAAUAUCUCUACCCGUCAUUCGUGUACAGAAUGCCAGUGGAACGGGUCGCGAUGGUACGCAGAGCAUGUCUCGAUCGUCUCGGGCGUCUGUGCAGCAGCAGAAGCAUCAUGUCGACAUUCAGACUGCACGUCUUGAGACCCUGGCUGCGCUCACAGCAUCUCGGCAUGACUCUGCCAUGGCCAGGCAUACCUCUGCUCCCAGCACCGCACACAUGCAGCGGCACCACACCCCUUCAUCGUCUCUACCAAGUCGGAACUCUUACAAGCAAUGCGGCUCGCGCACGCGUUCACGCUCCAGCCUCAAGGUGCCGCCUCCAGCCUACCAGCCCGGCAACACAGGCAAUAUCAUCUACCUGGAGAAUCCCGACAAACAAGGCCUACUACCCCCGCCUGACAUUGUCUUUGAGAAACGCGUCAUUCCGAGAAGGGAAAGCCUCACACAGUGGAAGGUAGAGCGGGAAGAAGCAAAAGUGGACUUCAACGGCAUGCGGCGGGCUGAUACGAAAGAGCGGGUUAGACGGGCGAAUGAGCUCGAGCAGGAGAAGGAGAAGGAGCUUUUGCUGAUGGGAAAGGGGACAGGGAUGAAGAAGGAGAAGGAGAGGGGUUGUCUUAGUGGACUGUUUGCCCUGUUGCCUCGGAGGAAAGCAUGAUAGAAAGAAGGAGUGGCUUGUGGAUAUUUAAUUUGUGAGAGCGUACUUCGGUAUGGCGUAUACGGUUUGGGUAUCGGUAUUGGAGGUUCCAGUUGCCCGUGCCUAUUAGUUUUUAUUAUACACAUGUCCUUGUGUUGGCUAUUAGCAGUUUGGCGUUGGUGGUUAUUAGACCAAAUAUCAAUUCAACUUCUGCUGUCAACAUGUUCCGAAACAACCAAAAUUAGUGAAUACCGCACAUGUCCUCUGCAUGCUAAUUGCUUUCCAUAAAGCAAGCGUGCAGAGCAUGGCUCUACUCU